UCCGCAUUAUCGAAAGUUUCGCCUGCGGUCGCACUGAAAUUCCGUCACAAACAUUGCCAAGAAUCGACGUGAUUGCGGACAAAAUUUUGUUUUUGCACUUGCUUGAAAAUUUCGCCUCCAUCGACGAGCGCAGCGAUUGGGCCUGAUAUAUACCGCAUAUAGCCGUCUACGCCGCAAUUGUGCAACGGAUAACGAGAAUACGCGAAGAGCAGGCGUGCGAACGGGGAAAGCGCAGGGAAAAUGGGAAAAACUCCCACUUCGCCAGCGAACGAAAGGAAAGGGGAAAUUGUGUGAUGUCAUUUCGGCUGUUUCUUUUCGAGUUAAUUGAAACAACUUCCUGCGCUGCGUUUUCAGUUUCUGCUGCCAACUGUUUUAUACGCGCCUAUGUGUGCGUGCGGCAGUGCGCUGGUGUGUGUGUGUGUGACUUACAUACGUAUAUAAAUAUAGUGCAGAAUUAUUUGCCGUUAAAAGCCCACGGUUAAUUGGUCAUUAAGCGCUGUUUAAUUUACUAAUUUAGCGCGGUGAGAGAAGAGAGGAGAAAACCCGCAGCAAUAUCAUUCCGCACACACACACACGUUCGCAUUCACACGGAAAAGAGAAAAGGUGAAACGCACGCACACACACGCAAAAAGCACACCGCGAGUGGAGUUGUGUGAGUGUGGGGUUUCGAUAAAAAUAAUAAAUAAGAAAAAGCACUGAAGUACAACACAACAGUGCGGCAUAAACAAAUCGACUUCUAUCGAUUUCCCUCCAAAACAUAAAAUUGUAUCGAAAAGAUUCCGCCCAGGAUAGAAGCAACAACAGCAACAACGAGGAGAUUCACCUGCCACGCCCACGGGCAGCUGUACCGUCCACCUACACCUACAACACCACCACCCCCACCCCCUUCCCCGACCACUAAGGACACCAUCCAUCCAUCAUCAUGUCCAGCGGCAGCAACACGGACAACGGCCCAUCGGCGGGCCAAUCUGUGCAGGAUCUGCAAAUGGAGGUGGAGCGCCUCACGCGUGAACUGGACCAGGUGUCCUCCGCCAGCGCCCAGUCCGCCCAAUACGGACUGUCCCUGCUGGAGGAGAAGUCCGCCCUGCAGCAGAAGUGCGAGGAACUGGAGACGCUCUACGACAACACGCGCCACGAGCUGGACAUCACACAGGAGGCGCUGACCAAGUUUCAAACCUCACAGAAAGUGACCAACAAGACGGGCAUCGAGCAGGAGGACGCUCUGCUGAACGAAUCCGCAGCUAGGGAGACAUCGCUCAACCUCCAAAUCUUCGAUCUGGAGAACGAGCUUAAGCAACUGCGCCAUGAGUUGGAAAGGGUUCGCAACGAGCGCGAUAGGAUGCUGCAGGAGAACUCGGAUUUUGGGCGGGACAAGAGCGACAGCGAGGCGGAUCGCCUGCGCCUCAAGUCCGAGCUGAAGGACCUUAAGUUCCGGGAGACGCGUAUGCUCAGCGAAUACUCGGAGCUGGAGGAGGAGAACAUAUCGCUGCAAAAGCAGGUAUCCAGCCUGCGCAGCUCACAGGUGGAGUUUGAAGGUGCCAAACACGAGAUCCGUCGUCUCACUGAGGAAGUUGAGCUGUUGAAUCAACAGGUCGACGAGCUCGCAAAUCUUAAGAAGAUUGCCGAGAAGCAAAUGGAGGAAGCGCUAGAGGCCUUACAGGGUGAACGUGAGGCGAAAUAUGCAUUGAAGAAGGAGCUGGAUGGCCACUUGAACCGUGAGUCUAUGUACCACAUCAGCAACCUCGCCUACAGCAUACGCAGCAACAUGGAAGACAACGCCAGCAACAACUCGGACGGUGAGGAGGAAAAUCUGGCUCUAAAGCGUUUGGAGGCUGACCUGAGCACCGAACUUAAAUCUCCUGACGGCACCAAAUGUGAUCUCUUCUCGGAGAUUCAUCUGAACGAACUAAAGAAACUGGAGAAGCAGUUGGAAAGCAUGGAAAGCGAGAAGACUCAUCUGACGGCGAAUUUAAGGGAAGCUCAGACGAGUCUGGACAAGUCACAAAACGAGCUGCAGAACUUUAUGUCUCGUCUGGCUCUUCUUGCGGCCCAUGUCGAUGCUCUAGUCCAGCUAAAGAAGCAGAUCGAUGUGAAAGAGCAGGGCAAGGACGGUGACCAGAAGAAGGAUGAACUGGAGCAGCAGCUGCGGGCGUUAAUCUCGCAGUACGCCAACUGGUUUACGCUCUCCGCCAAGGAGAUCGAUGGCCUUAAGACUGACAUUGCUGAACUUCAGAAGGGACUCAACUACACGGACGCCACCACUACGCUGCGCAACGAGGUGACCAACCUUAAGAACAAGCUUCUUGCUACGGAGCAAAAGUCACUGGACCUGCAGAGCGAUGUUCAAACUCUGACGCACAUCUCGCAAAACGCAGGCCAAAGUCUGGGCUCAGCUCGCAGUACUUUGGUGGCCUUAAGCGACGAUCUGGCGCAGCUGUAUCACCUAGUUUGCACAGUCAACGGAGAGACACCAACGCGUGUUCUGCUCGAUCAUAAGACCGAUGACAUGAGCUUUGAAAACGAUUCUUUGACUGCCAUCCAGUCGCAAUUCAAAUCGGAUGUCUUUAUUGCCAAGCCCCAGAUCGUCGAGGAUCUGCAAGGCCUGGCGGAUUCCGUGGAAAUUAAGAAGUACGUGGAUACAGUCAGUGAUCAGAUCAAGUAUCUGAAGACGGCUGUUGAGCAUACCAUUGAUUUGAAUAAACACAAAAUUCGCUCCGAGGGUGGCGAUGCUCUGGAGAAGGUUAACACAGAGGAGAUGGAGGAACUGCAGGAGCAGAUAGUCAAGUUGAAGAGCCUGCUGUCCGUGAAGCGCGAACAGAUUGGAACUCUGCGCAACGUGCUCAAGUCCAACAAGCAAACCGCUGAGGUGGCACUGACCAAUCUGAAGUCCAAGUACGAGAACGAGAAGAUCAUAGUCAGCGACACCAUGUCAAAGCUGCGUAAUGAGCUCAGGCUUCUUAAGGAGGAUGCAGCCACAUUCUCAAGCCUGCGUGCCAUGUUCGCCGCUCGAUGCGAGGAGUAUGUGACCCAGGUGGACGAUCUCAACCGCCAAUUGGAGGCAGCAGAGGAGGAGAAAAAGACUCUAAAUCAGCUGUUGCGCCUGGCUGUCCAGCAGAAGCUGGCACUCACUCAGCGACUCGAGGAGAUGGAAAUGGACCGCGAAAUGCGUCACGUCCGUCGGCCGAUGCCUGCCCAGCGUGGCACGAGCGGCAAAUCCUCCUUCAGCACGAGGCCUUCGAGCAGGAAUCCAGCAAGCAGUAACGCCAAUCCAUUCUAACAUAAGAUCAGCGUGCAGCGUAAACUUCUAGCUUUGGUUUAUACUUUGCUUAAGUUGUAAAGUCGUUGGAGUUCCUGCGGAAAUGAGAGAUUCCCAAAAUCACAUGAUAUACUGCGAACGUAUUCGAGAACGAAGCUAUAUCCCAGCUCUAUCCAACUACUAUAACUAUGUUUGUUUGUAUUGUACUUGUAUUUAUUGAAAGUUUAGUUAGAUGAAAGUUUUGUGUUAGGCCAGGGAGCAACAAACGGUUAUUAACGGUUAGUUACUUAAACGUCCAUUUAAUUUAAUUAAAAACAAAAAAAGGAAAACUUUAAGGAAGAUUAAACAAUAACGUAACGCAUUGUAUUUUUCUAUACACCAAUGGCGUACUUGUCCUAAAGACGUCUGAUUGGUUUGAUCUGAAUUUUGUUAACUGUCGCGAUGAUUUUUUGAUUUUUGUUAACAACGCUGUGCGCAAGCGAAUAAAUUGACAAACUAAUAAGAUACACAAAUUGAUGUUGAACAGAAGGUAUUGAUAUUGGCAACUGAAACAUGCAUUAAUUGGCCAAACCGAUAACUAAAAGUAUUUUUCCAUGGUCCAGUUUUAAGCUAAUUGGCCAACAGAGAUGUACGUAAUGUAUAUUACCCGCAUGGCUUGCAGCCAUUGAACCUAAAGUAGCACCAGGCUACGUCUCAAAGACGAUUCAGAAAGAUGAUGAAGAUUUUUGUAUUUAUUGAGCGGCAUUUGGUCGCCAUGAAAUGAAGAAAUUGUAGGUAAUUAAUUAUAAUUUGCAAUUGAGAAAUUUGUGGCUUAUGUAGCAUUAAUUGCAUAACUUAUGAUUUGUGCAUUAUUAUUUAAUACAAUUAAUAAAUUGCAACACAACAAAACUAAGCAAGAAAAUACUUUAGUUUCUUUUUAUUUUUAUAAUUUAAGUGCGGAUUCCCGUUCAUUUUUUACACUUACAUUUAACAUUACAUUACAUUUAACCCGCAGAAAAACCAUUAUUUUUGCUUAAUUCAAACAGAUAUGUUUAAACCAGAAAUAAAUAACUAUGGUGAUUACCAGCAGCUUAACCAACAUAAGAAUAGCAAGAAUAGCGUUAAAGUUUAAAGGAUAUUAUUAUAGUAGCUAAUUGAACAUAAAAGGUAGAGAUAUCAGCCAGAGCACUUUCUGUAGUAGUUUUGAAAUUAAUCCACCCAAAAAACCUGGUUGCUUCUUUUUGGGUUCUUGAUGUUUUCGUUGUCAAUCGGAUAAGAUCGAUAUUAUUCUACAUGAAAUUUAUAUAUACAAGAGCGUAUAUUGUGUAAAUUACCGAGCCAUUAAAUUGAAUUUAUAUUUAAAUAAACACUGAGACACACAUACUGAUACACACAACGUCCAUUCAUGCAUUCACAUAUUAACUCUUUGGAGUUGCCUAUACAAAUUAUGCAACGUGCCAGGACAGCGAGGAGAUGCCCUCUAAUUAAUUGUAAAUAUAUUUAUAUACACAUUGAAGUCAGUAGAUAUUUCGAAUGAGAAGCAAGUGAACAAAACAAGUUGCAUACAUAUUUCAAAUGAUUUUAUUGUAAUUUUUACCGUCCCUUUUUGCGAACAAAUAAAAAAAUACAAAGUCUAUUUACGCAACUCACUGAACCAAUAACGAAUGAAUGAAACAACUCACUUUAAGUUUCGUGUCCAAGCAAAAGUCCGAGAUCACAUUCAACUCAUACAUCGAUCCAACAAGCCAAAGUAUUGAUAGCCAAUAUGCGUACUACAUAAAUCAUAAAAUUAACUCGAGACUAGAGUACUUCAAUUAGAGAUUAUGGAUAGCCAGAAACGAAGUGAAGUGAAAGCAAAGCAAAUAGUUUUCUAUUUCCCGAACGAUGGAUUACGAAAGAAUGUAAUAGUGAAGCAAUUGAAUUUAAGAUUUGAGGGAUAUUUAAUGUAAGUUUUAUGAUAAAAUGCCGGCAAACUGCAAUAACUUUGCAUGUGGUAACAGUGGACAUAUGAAAAAUGCAACCGAGUGUGCAAGGGAUAGCCCAGAAAUAAAUAUUAAUUAUACAAAAUACUCAUUGCAAAAUAUGUGAAAAUAAACAAACUAGCAAAUAUGA
This is a messenger RNA of Drosophila simulans, 5347 nucleotides long. It is a transcript of the gene BicD, whose product is annotated as protein bicaudal D. Gene Ontology annotation, molecular function: dynein complex binding; cytoskeletal adaptor activity; dynactin binding. Gene Ontology annotation, cellular component: Golgi apparatus; cytosol. The transcript has 8 exons. NCBI's taxonomy places the organism in Eukaryota, Metazoa, Arthropoda, Insecta, Diptera, Drosophilidae. The coding region runs from base 923 to 3277 and encodes 784 amino acids. Gene Ontology annotation, biological process: regulation of microtubule cytoskeleton organization; microtubule anchoring at microtubule organizing center; protein localization to organelle. The record is from RefSeq and is a predicted model, not a curated record.